Molecule: messenger RNA, 3812 nt
Organism: Spinacia oleracea (spinach)
Lineage: Eukaryota; Viridiplantae; Streptophyta; Magnoliopsida; Caryophyllales; Amaranthaceae
Product: WPP domain-associated protein
Exons: 6
Coding region: 548-3082 (844 amino acids)
Source: RefSeq, a predicted model, not a curated record
AAGCAACAUCAGUACAUCAUCCUCUCUCUCUGACUUCAACUUCAGUCAAAAACCCCUUUGUACUACAUACAAAAAAAUUAUCCCGAAAACCUCAAAUUCCCCAAACCCACAUGUAGUUGGCCCACCGCUCACCUGCCCACCUCCUCCAGUUACCGGACCUCCCUUCUCUCAACAGGCACCAAUACGAAUCAGUGGGUCUAGCUAGCGCUAAUAAUUCCUUGAGUCCUUGCAUUUGCGUGCUAGCGUAGACGGCUCUUGUCGGCACUCGGUAGCGACUGUAGAAUUCCACGGCGGCACAACUCACCGGAACCAGCUCUCAAGACACCAAGCCGACCAGUCUGAGUAAAGUCAGUUAGUUUUCCUUCGACGCCGACGCCGACGCCGACGCCGACUAACAGCAUCCCAACUGCCGGCUUUUCUCUCGCUACAGUAAUUGAUGUGGGAUCCUCAAUUUUAAUCACCAGGGAGUAGGUGAGUUAUACAGAUUUUACUUUACUUUCAAAGUGGGCGAAUCAGUCUGUUCCCUUUUUCGGUAUUUUGAAGGCAGAUGGGUACUUUUCAAGAUUUCGAGAGUGAUGGAGCUUCAAGAAUUUGCAUUGAUUAUUUGAAUGAUGGGUCUUGUGACACUCAUGAAACCAAAAAUUUAGGUGAUGAUCUCAUUGAUGAUUUGGAUUCUUAUAUGGAGGAUAUAAAUGACCGUUUAACCAUAUCAAGAAUGGUAAAUGACUCUAUUAUCAGAGGCAUGGUGAAUGCUGUAUCACAAGAGGCUGCUGAGGUAGUUGGUGCUAAAGAACUUGAAGUAGCUAUGUUGAAGGAAGAAUUGUGCUGUAUAAAUUUUGGCAACAGUGAAAUUGAUGCACCCAUUAGCUUGAGAAAACAUGAUGAAACAGAAUUGCAGGAGCAUGGUCGAGAGUCUCAUGGAUUUUUUAAUCUGUCUGUCAAAGAACAACUUGAAAGGCUUGGAAAAUGUAUUGCAAAUACAAAAGGACCUAUAUUUAAGGUUUCGUCACCUGACAUAACAGGGUUAGGUGGAAAUGGUGAAGAGAGAUUAAUCGUGAAGAAUGAUUUGGAUGAAGCAUUUUAUUGCCUCAAAGCUACGCUAAAAGUUAUGUGUCAACAAGUGAACAAAAUUGCUUAUUCACCAGAAUCUUUUUCUGGAGAGUGGAAGGUGGAGUUGGAUAUCCGCAAAGAAGUGGAAGCAAUGGUGUUCAGCACUGUUGUUCAAGGUUUACAAUGCGAAUAUGAAAAUCAGCUUUGGGAUUUUAGGAACUUGUUAGCAUUGAAUGAUAGGUUCAAUGAAAUUUCAAGUCUACGUCAUGAAUUAGACUCCAUCAGAAAGUGUUUUGUUGGUCCUGAAAUUGGGAAUCUUAGUUCACAAGGGUCUAUUAAAAUGGAUUUUCAUCGUAAGGUUUUAAUCAAUCAUGGUUUACCUUCUGCUCAGCCUUUGGAUGAAAAUGGUAGAUGUGAAGUGUCUAAAGUUAGUCGUCUGCCAGAGAAUUUUGAGACUUCUGCGUUGAAACACAUGUCAGCACCAGAACUCUAUCAGUACUGUAGGACUGUGAUAACUGGGUUGAAACGGGAACAUGAGUCAACAGUGCAGAAAAUGACGGAGGUAAAUUUCGAAUUAAGGCGUGAACUUCUGAAAGAGAAGGAACUCGUGAAGGAAAAAGGACCGUUUGCAGCAUUUAAAAAGGACAAGGAUUUUGAAAAAUUAAAGAAAAAGAUUCCGGAGGUUAUUGCAAAGUUGGAUAACAUUGUUAAGGAGAAUGAAAAAUUGUCCGAGUUUUGUAAUCAUUCCAGGGACACACUGGGUAAUCUGCUUACUGAAAAUUGUCGUCUCAAGGACUUGCUGCGCGGACAGAAAUUUGAACAAUCUUGGGCUGAGGAGAACUUCCAUAAUCUGGUAGGAGAUCUUAAGUGUGCUGUAUGUGAUGAACAUAUAAAAGCGUCUAUUAGUGAAGAGAUCUACAAAUGCAUAAUAAGGGAGAUGGGUGAACUGAUUAACUGUAGCUCUGGAGAUCUAGAUAUGAAGUCUAGGAUCAAGCAAGAUAUUUGUGGAACUAUUCAUGAAGGAGAUUUUCAUGCGAUUGAUGUUGCCAGUAAAUCAGAUUAUGAAGAUUUUUCAUUUUUGCAGUCUUCUAUCAUACAAAAUAUUUAUGGAAUUAUAUACCAAGAAGCGUUAGGAGAUAUGUCAACGGAACUCACUGGGUUAGAGGACAAAUGUUUGAAGGACAAUGAAAGCUUGGGUUUUCUUCAAAGGAAGUUCUCGGAAAUGGAGAACGAAUUGUCAAUGAAGGUUGAAGAAAAUAAAGAAUUGAACCAUCAGGUUCUGGUGUUAGAAGAUUUAAUUAAUGAAAAAAAUAGAUCAUUGCUUGAAGUUACAGCUCUCCUUGAGAAAGAUAAGGCGCAGCUUACUGAGGAGACAAAUAAAUUAUUGUGCUUGAAAACACGUCAGGAUGCUCUAUUAUCUGACAAGAUUGAAGAAUUAGUGUUGCUGAAGGACAAGAUGGAAGACUAUCUGAAACAAAUUGACUUUUAUAAACUUGAAGUGGACAAAUUGAAUAUGACACUUGAAUUUUCUGAAGAUAAGUUGAAGAAGUCCAAUGAAGAGAAGACAAAGUUUAUUUCAGCUUUAGAACUGCAGAAAAAUGACUUGAAAUCGAUGAAGGAGAAAGACAAUGAACACAUUAAGCAUAUGAAAUCUAUAUGCCAUGUCAUUCAGGGUUUAUCCAAGUCAUUUGGCGACUUUGAACACAGAAUAAAAGAAAGUAUUGGCUGGAACAAUGUGAGGCUGGAGAAUUCUUCUUUUCAGUUACAUACUCUGAUUCCCAAGGUUAACGUGCUUCGAAGGACGGGUUUCUUAUACAAAGAAAGGCUGGAUAAGAAGUGUUCUGACCUUCAGAAAGCUGAAGCCGAGGUGGAUCUUUUAGGGGAUGAGGUGGAUACUCUCUCGAGCCUUCUUGAGAAGAUUUACGUUGCCCUUGAUCAUUAUUCUCCAAUAUUGCAACAUUAUCCCGGAAUCAUUGAGAUUUUAAAGCUAGUUAAAAGAGAACUAAGUGAAGAAGCAGUAAAGACUAUUUAAUUGCGCCUUGCUUAGAUGUCUUCAGCUGUGUUCAUUGCCCGGUGCUUGAUCGGUUGUUACUUUGUACUUUAUCCACUUUUCCAAGCGUGUAUUUAGCUGUCAGCAUAUGCAAUACUCAACUUGUUCAACUUCUCAAAAGUUGGCACCCCAUCUGUUCCUCUGUCCUCUUAUACCCGUUCCUCAGUCAUGGAUAGUUCUUCAUUUGCUCACUCCUUACGCCUAUGUCUUGGUCAUCAUCUGCUCAAUCCUUGCUCAAUCCGAUGCCACACGCUGUGGUGUGCCUUGGUUGGCAUGGCGCUGGGUGUCAUUGGCCAACUGUGUGUGGGGUGACGUUGCCCGAACGGAAAUUAAUGUCCUUCCUCUGAUUUCACGAGUUUAGUUGCAGACUUUAGUGUUGGAAUUGGCAUGUAGAUGAAAGAUUGUUAUUCCCCCAACUUGGUCUCCUACUGACGUGCCUCGUCACAGAAAACAGUUUGGUAGUUUACGGCAUCAUCCGAUGGAGAACAAAGGUUAUUUUGGUCAUUUGCCCUAUACUUCCUUACUUGUGACAGGAUGGAUACUCACGUCUGCCUGUGCCGGGUUGUGGCAAUUGCUUAUACUUCCUUUCAAUUUCAUCUGCCUUUUUAUUUUUGCACCUUCAGCAAGAGAGUUUUGUAUGCCACCACUUUGGCUACUCGUGGUUGGUUAACUACUCUAUUAUAUCUUAAUUUGGGGAUGGCACUUUGCUUUG